AUGGCCACCUAUCCAUAUACCAUCGGUUCUAUAUCUGCGAAUAACCCUGGCCUCCCUGAAAUUCUUGGUGAGAUCCAUCUCAACCAAGCAGUUGUGGAAGGGCAAGCACUCGAUCGGCUACAUCUACGACAUGCCAAGGCCACGGCCCAUGCUCUUCGGGGCAUGAAUAUUCCUCAAUACCCAGAAUUGACAGAAGAUGUGGUCGAAAGCGCUCAAUGGCGGGCAGAUGUGCUUGAUCUUGUGCAUGCUCAAUCUCAGUACAUGCCAGCAAAUUUGGCAGAUACCCUGCAAGAGAUCCAGGAACAACUCCGUGACCUUAACAAUAAUGUGAAAACUGGACGAGCAGAGACUGCAAAUGCCUUGCUUCGUUUAAGAAACCUAUUUAUCGAUCCGAUGGUUCUCAGUCCUGUUCAGAAGACUGUAGCAGGGUCUGGUAUCCAACUAGCAAGGGCCCUCGCCCCCGAUCAUGCCUCCUGCAAUGCCAUUAAUCAGUUUGCCACCAACCACCCUGAAUUUGCUGGCGCGAACAUCGGCUCGACCCCACCUCUGUUUGAUCCUAAUAUUGACAGCUACCAGCACCUCGAAUUCCUUAAGCUAAUCCUCUUUUACAAUGAAGACAUAGGGAUUGUUGCUGGGAAUGGAGUCUCUGAUCGCAGGAAAGCUAUGCGAAAUUGGUUGAUUGAAUUAUAA
Molecule: messenger RNA, 690 nt
Organism: Laccaria bicolor S238N-H82
Lineage: Eukaryota; Fungi; Basidiomycota; Agaricomycetes; Agaricales; Hydnangiaceae
Exons: 4
Coding region: 1-690 (229 amino acids)
Source: RefSeq, a predicted model, not a curated record